AUGAACGACGGUUAUUUGCCUUACCACUUGAGAAUUAUCUUCAUUCUGUAUUCGUCCCUGGCGGAGUUCAUCUAUGGCGUGGUGUGGAUGAGGCAGACAUUGUACGACGUCUGGUCGAAUGACGCACUCGAUCUGGACGUAUCGCCUCACCCAGUGGUUCGAGAUGAGCUAUCGCCGCUGCAUGGCUCCGACGUUAACCGAUUGAUGGAGGAAACGUCUUCGGCGGACGUUCACGAACCAUACGAUCCCCUGGUAGGAAACCCGUGGUUCUUGGAGUGGCGGAGCCGACGCGAAGAGGCCCAGCAGUUAGCGGUCGCCGUACGGAGCCUAACUCCGUUAACCGUCUUCGAAUGUGAACCUAUCGUGGACUACCACAUGGGGAAUUUCCAUCGUCUGCAUUUCGCGUGCGGAGUUACCGCUUACAUGUACGUUCAACGUGUACUCUGGCUUGGAGAGGUGCCCAUGCCUAGCCAUGGACCAAUGAGCAACAAGCGUUUCCUGCGGAGCUUCAUCAAGCUUUAUGAACGAUGGUCGGGAAUCGUAGUGAGCGCCACUGAGGCACCGCCCUCGGUUACCGAUCGCAUAUCCCUGCCGUCGCAUGUCGAUCUCCACUCGCUGUGGGAUCGCCGAGACGUUGAUGACGCGUUGAAGACUGAGGCGCUUGUGGACAUCGGGGUCGCUUGA
Molecule: messenger RNA, 684 nt
Organism: Punctularia strigosozonata HHB-11173 SS5
Lineage: Eukaryota; Fungi; Basidiomycota; Agaricomycetes; Corticiales; Punctulariaceae
Exons: 5
Coding region: 1-684 (227 amino acids)
Source: RefSeq, a predicted model, not a curated record